Molecule: messenger RNA, 1129 nt
Organism: Scylla paramamosain (green mud crab)
Lineage: Eukaryota; Metazoa; Arthropoda; Malacostraca; Decapoda; Portunidae
Exons: 3
Coding region: 152-1096 (314 amino acids)
Source: RefSeq, a predicted model, not a curated record
AUGAUAUCACGAGUCACUAACGCGGAAAACCCCACCAGCCUAAGAAGGGAGAAAACCGCCUGUUUGCCUUGGCGGUGCGCAGCGCGGUAUAUAAGAGAGUGCAGCGGCAGAGCAGAGCACAGUCGAAGCUGGUCCUCCACACCUGGUCGACAUGAAGAUCGCGGCUGUAGUAGCAGUUGUUGCGGGCUUCUGCCUCCUAGCAGUGAGCGGUGAGCCCGAGCCUGAGGCUGUUGCUGGCUACGUGGGAGGGCAUCACUCAUACCACCCAGUUGUCGUGCACCCCGGGCACUACGGUCAUAACCGCUACGGGAGGAGUGCAGAGCCCGAGCCCGAGGCUGACGCUGAGCCUGGCUACCUAAGCCAUGGCUAUGGUUACCAGAGCCGCCCUUACUACCACAGCUAUUCACAUCUCCACAAGAGGAGCGCCGAGCCCGAGCCAGAGGCCGAAGCUGAGCCUGGCUACCUAAGCCACGGCUAUGGUUACCAGAGCCGCCCUUACUACCACAGCUAUUCACAUCUCCACAAGAGGAGCGCCGAGCCAGAGGCCGAAGCUGAGCCUGGCUACCUAAGCCAUGGCUAUGGUUACCAGAAACGCCCUUACUACCACAGCUAUUCACAUCUCCACAAGAGGAGCGCCGACCCCGAGCCAGAGGCCGAAGCUGAGCCUGGCUACCUAAGCCAUGGCUAUGGUUACCAGAAACGCCCUUACUACCACAGCUAUUCACAUCUCCACAAGAGGAGCGCCGACCCCGAGCCAGAGGCCGAAGCUGAGCCUGGCUACCUAAGCCAUGGCUAUGGUUACCAGAAACGCCCUUACUACCACAGCUAUUCACAUCUCUACAAGAGGAGCGCCGACCCCGAGCCAGAGGCCGAAGCUGAGCCUGGCUACCUAAGCCAUGGCUAUGGUUACCAGAGCCGCCCUUACUACCACAGCUAUUCACAUCUCCACAAGAGGAGCGCCGACCCCGAGGCUGAUGCUGAGCCUGGCUACCUAAGCCAUGGCCAUGCUCCUCAUAGUACUACACCCCUACUUACUACUCUCCCCCCUAUGGAGGUUACGGUUAUUAAGGCGUCGUCGACUGUCCAACCAAUGUAAAACAAUAUACAUCAAAUAAAAAAAUCGCUCCUC